UCGGCCAAAAACCCAUUCCAUGAAGUUCUCUAUGCUCUGUUGUGCUAAUCUGAAGUUUGGAGGUCUUUAGCUACUGACUCUGCAGACUUCUGCACACUGUGCUCUUCAGCUUGUGCUGACCCCGCUCUGUCAUUUUAUGUGGCCUACCACUUCGUGGCUGAGUUGCUGUUGUUUCCAGUUGCUUCCACUUUGUUAUAAUACCACUAACAGUUCACAGUGGAAUAUGUAUUUAAUAGCAAGGAAAUUUCACGGAUGGAAUUAUUGCACAGGUGGCAACCUAUCACAGUACCACGUUUGAAUUCACUGAGCUCCUGAGAGCUACCCGUUCUUUCACAAAUGUUUGUAGAAGCAGUCUGCAUGAAUAGGUGCUUGAU
This is a messenger RNA of Staurois parvus, 374 nucleotides long. The record is from the annotation of a GenBank genome assembly. Lineage: Eukaryota; Metazoa; Chordata; Amphibia; Anura; Ranidae.